AAAAGUGCCUAGUCCAAACGAUCUAAGUGUGUACAAUAUAUAUGAUAAAAUAUAACAAAAUAGUAAUUUUUAAUAAAUCUAAGUUUUUUUAGGCAAAUUAAAUCUUAGUUAACCAUUCCACAAUCUAUAUAUUGAUAUUUCAUCUCCUCUUUCCUUUUGAAGUAAUUUCUUCCUUAUUUAUAUGCUCUUACAACAUAAGUCCUUUUCAAAAACUGAUUAUUCAAUAAUCUGAUUUUUUUUCAAACAGAUUCACCAAUGCAAACCACAAUGGCAAGAAUAAGUCCAUUGUGGUUCAUGCUUCUUCUUAUGAUGGCUUAUAGUUCUUCCUAUGUAACUCAUGCUUAUAAGGGUAAGUUACCUUUGAGGAUUAUUUCUGGUGCCACUCAUCAUCAUGAAGCAAUGCUUCAAUUGAAUGCAUUCAAGGUCUCAUUCACCAAACAUGACUCUAUUGCUUCACCACCAUCUUCCUUUUCACCCUCUCCUAGCCCUUCUCCUAUGCCACCAAAGGAUCUUAAGAAGCCACAUGAGUACCUUGUAACAUCAUAUGGUGCUGAUCCAACUGGAAAUUCAGAUAGCACUGAGGCUCUUCUUGCAGCCAUAGCAGAUGCUGCAAAAGGUCCAAGUAAAGGGUUUUUGGUGAAUGACAUAAUUGACCUUGGAGGUGCUCAGAUUAAUCUUGAAGGUGGAAAUUACUUGAUCAGCAAGCCUUUGCAGUUUCCAGUUGCUGGUGUUGGAAAUCUUAUGAUACAUGGAGGAAGUAUAAGAGCCUCAAACACUUUUCCACCAAACAAAAAUCUAAUUGAUUUAUCAAACUAUGGUUCAACUUCACACUCCUACAAUUAUGAAUACAUAACUCUCAAAGAUCUCUUUCUAGAUUCAAACUUCAAAGGUGGAGGAAUUUCAAUCACAAACUCACUAAGAAUCAACAUAGAUAAUUGUUACAUAACACAUUUUACAACAAAUGGAAUUUUAGUCCAAAGUGGUCAUGAAACAUACAUUAGAAAUUGUUUCAUUGGUCAACACAUAACUGCAGGAGGUGACAAAAAUGAAAGAAAAUUUUCAGGCAUUGGAAUUAGCCUUCAAGGGAAUGAUAAUGCAAUCACUGAUGUUGUGAUUUUCUCUGCUGCUAUUGGAAUUAUGAUUACUGGUCAAGCAAAUAUAAUUUCUGGUGUGCAUUGUUAUAAUAAAGCUAGUGGAUUUGGUGGCACAGGAAUUUAUUUGAAACUACCAGGUUUAACACAAACAAGGAUUGUAAAUUCUUACAUGGAUUACACAAACAUUGUUGCUGAAGAUCCUGUUCAACUUCAUAUCUCAAGUAGUUUCUUCCUUGGUGAUGCAAAAAUUGUUCUAAAAUCAAUCAAAGGUGUUGUUAAUGGUCUCAACAUUGUUGACAACAUGUUCUCCGGAUCAAAUCAUGGUGUUGAAAUUGUGAAGCUAGACACAUCAAUUACUCCUUUUAAUCAAAUUGAACAAGUUUUUGUUGCUAGAAAUGUUGUGAAUGGUAUGAAUUUAAAGGCUACUUCAGCAAUGAUAUCUAUGCAUGGAAAUGGAACUUCAUGGAUUGCUGAUUUUAACAAAAUUUUGAUUUUUCCUAAUCUUAUUAGAAAUGUUGAAUAUUCUCUAAGUGCUAGUGGUAACACAUUUCCUAAUCAUGCUCUUAGAAAUGUGUCUCAUAAUAUUGUUGUGAUUGAAACUAAUGAGGUUGUGACUGCAAAUAUUUAUGUCAAAGUGGAUCAAGGUAUUACAAGUUGAUGGAAUUUUUUAUGGUGGUGGCUAGAAAAUUGAGUCAUCAAGAUCUGAAGAGGGAAUUUUGCACAUAUAUGGUUGUGAAUGUUUUUUUUUUCUUUGGAUAACAUUAAAUACAACCAUACUAUUAUUUUCAUUUUUUAUAUAUA
Messenger RNA from Trifolium pratense (red clover), 1895 nucleotides. RefSeq names its product polygalacturonase QRT3-like. Gene Ontology annotation, molecular function: polygalacturonase activity. Bases 256 to 1752 code for a protein of 498 amino acids. The transcript is spliced from 4 exons. The record is from RefSeq and is a predicted model, not a curated record. NCBI's taxonomy places the organism in Eukaryota, Viridiplantae, Streptophyta, Magnoliopsida, Fabales, Fabaceae.